Didymodactylos carnosus is the source of this 863-nucleotide messenger RNA. The record is from the annotation of a GenBank genome assembly. Lineage: Eukaryota; Metazoa; Rotifera; Eurotatoria; Philodinida; Philodinidae.
AUGGAUGCGUGUGUCGCGAAGGAGAAAAAUGCCACGAGAGUGAGUCACAAUCCUUGCCUAACCUAGAUGCACAGUGAGCAAUUAGGCAGCAAUUUGGUCAAAAAGAUGAAGUUUGAUUUUUCCUGAUUUGAAGAUUGCCCUACAUACUUCAAGUGACGGACUAUCUAACGGCAAAAGAAUUUUUAUCCGAAGUCCUUUCCUCUCGGGAAAAAGUUAAUCGGAAACAUCAUUCUAUUAUUUUGUACCUUUUUGGAAAAACCGCAUUUUCUCGACUUAAAUUUGGUGUCAGCAUUAAUCUGCGGCUAUAUUCGGAAUCAGCGGAAGUUAGGCUUCCAAUCAGUAUGGGAAAAGCUUUUCUCGAGCCUCAUUCUUAAAAAGGAUUUUGAUCUUUUCUGAAAAAACGUGAUUUUCCAAAAGCUUCACUCAAUGUAAUGAGAUCGCUAAAUUUUUCUAAGCUCCAAGAACCUUCAUUUUUUGCGAGGAUGAGCUCCAUAACCACCUCUAUCUAUGGUAUCAGCCCAUAGUCGCCCCAAUCACACUGGCGUUCUCUGGAGAUUUUCAAAGAUCCGUUGGUUUUCAGGAUAAAAUAAGCCUUUUUGUACCUUAAAAUGAUUUUUUUCGAUAUAAUCUAUACAUAUUCGAGAUCAGUGGGAAAAACUGGAUCUAAUGAAUUAGAAUAUUGCAUAUUAAAUUCCGAAAACAAAUUUUUUGGCUCUUUGAGCCAAGAAUUUGAACGUGUUUUUACAUACUUCCUAUAAGAAUCACACGAACCUGGAUAUUUUUUCCAUUCUUCACAUAUUUUUCUAUACUGAAUCACUCACAAUUUAUAGAACGUGACUAAUCCGGCGGGGCGCGCGGGGGCC